Molecule: messenger RNA, 2448 nt
Organism: Cuscuta campestris
Lineage: Eukaryota; Viridiplantae; Streptophyta; Magnoliopsida; Solanales; Convolvulaceae
Source: the annotation of a GenBank genome assembly
CUCAAGCCAAGGAAGUACAAUCACACCGCUCUCUCCCAAGAGGACACAAAAACGCUUCAUGCGAUGAUUCACAACGCUACAUUAAUUGGUGUAAAUUUGUGAUGACUCACAUGUUUAGCGCCACCUCCGACGAUUGGCCACUCCCCUACGCCCUCCUAGUCAUGGCGAUUCGUGAUGAGUACAACAUCAAGACCGACGUUGGGCCGAAGCAAAAGGGGACAAAGCAUUGGGAGAUUGAUGAAUCCUCCUUCCACUCGGGCACCGACGAAACACCGUUCCGACAGCCUCGUCCACGACGCCAACCAAGGGAUGCUUCUUCAAACACCCCAUCUCUAGCCGAGCAAAUGGCCGCCUUGACCACCACCCUUUCUUGGAUAGACACCAACUUCUCCCAAACGGCCCAAAACGUCAACAUUUUGAGCCAGGAGAUUAAAUGCCAAAGCUUCCUAGCAACGCUGGAGGGGCAAGCCUGCGAGUGGUUCCAUAAGUUGCCCAAAGGGUCGAUCGACAAGUGGAGCGACUUGGCCCACAAGUUUCUGGAGCACUUUGCGUCCAGCCGGAGACAGAAGCUCUUGUUCUCACAUUUGCUUAAUGUGAAAAUUUGGAAGGGGGAGCAACUCUGGGAAUUUAUUAAUAGGUGGGAGAAGGAGGGUAGGGACGUCCCGGGGGCGGACGACCAAGCCCUGAUUGCGAUACUCCAGGCGGCACUCCCUCAGGGGGAUGUGCGCAAGGAGCUUCACCGAAAUCCACUCUCUACCUAUCAGGAAAUGCUGGCUAGGGCAAAGUACCUGGCGUUAGAAGAAGAAGACGACGAGCCGCCCAUCCAGAAGGAGAAGAAAAACGGACAGUCAACAGGAGAGAAGGAAAAGGAAAGAUUUUGCAUCCAAGACGCGCCCAAGUUGUCCGAGUACCAUUGUAUCAGCACCCACAAUACGUCAGAGUGCGUUACGCUGAAGAAGGAAAUGGAUCAGCUGAUCGCCAGAGGACUGCCUCCUCGACCGGAGCGGCAAACAGCGGGGAACAGAACAUUGAGGCGACCAGCAGCUGCCGCCGCGGCGAUCACCACCGGAGAGGGGCAGGAGGACGGAAGGCGACAUAUGGGGAGAGAUUGUGAAGACCUAGAUGAGGAAGAAAGGCAUAACUGCCAGCACUUGGGAUGUCGCUUCAUUAUGGGUGGAAAUACCAGAGGUGACUCAGCGUCCUCACGAAGGAAAUGGAAGAAUAUGGUCCACCUGGCUGAGGAACAGAGGCCACCGUUGCCCAAGCGGAAGAAGAAGGAACCCUUGAUCUUCACAGACGAAGAUUAUCCGCCAGUCCUUAUUCCCCAUCGGGAUGCGCUGGUGGUGAAUAUAGAGAUCAACAAUGUGGUCGUCCAUCACAUGUUGGUCGAUACCGGUAGCUCGAUCAACAUUAUGUAUAGCAAUACCUUUAAAGAACUGGGCUUGUCUCGAGGAGACCUCAAGCCAAUCCGCACCCCACUGUCAGGAUUCACAAGGGAUACCAUUGAAGCGGAAAGAACUAUUAUAGUGAAGGCUGGGGCCCAUCCGAUCCACGUGUUGUCCCAAAACCCGAUCGGAACCCUCAUUCGGAGUCCUAAUGCUCCGUCGCGAGUCAGCAAGUGGGGGGUAUUCCUGGGACCAUUCCAGAUAGAGUUCAAGUCGCGACCGGCGAUCAAGGGGCAAGCCUUGGAGGAUUUCGUGGUGGAAUGCACAACAAGGGAAGUGGAGACCACCAGAGAAGAGCAAGUUGAAAACUUGUGGACUAUAUACACCGAUGGAUCGUCCGCGACUGAUGCUUCGUGGGGAGGCGUCGUGGCAAUAUCACCAGAAGGAUUCAAGGCGUACUACUGUAUAAGAUUCCGUUUUAAGGUCUCGAACAACGAGGCUAAGUAUGAAGCGCUCCUUUGUGGCUUGAGGCUGGCAGCGUCCUUGAAAGGUGAGCGGAUCCAGGUCAGGUGUGAUUCAAAAUUGAUAGUGGGCCAUGUCACAGGGGAAUCUGAAGCGAAGGACGAGCGGAUAAAGAAGUAUAGGGACACUGCGUUGGAAUUGCUUAAGGUGUUCGGGGUGUACCGGAUAGAGCAGGUCCCUCAAGAGGAAAAUGCUAAGGCAGACAUCCUCUCAAAGCUUGGUCCGGACUCCCCGGACCACAUUAAGGCAAUGACUCAAGAAGAGGAGUUGUUGGAACCAAGCAUUAGUCCCGGACAAGUCCUAGUCAUCACACUCAAUGAGCCGGACUGGAUCGACGAAUUGACCAUGUACUGUAACACCCCAACCCGCGUAACCCGAAUACAAGGACCAGCAGAUCGGGUUGUCACUAAAUUCGCAUUCUGACACAAUAAUUUUUAAAACAAUUUAAAAACAUUUAAUUCAAAAUAUUAUUUAAAUAUCCAUCGGAGUUAACAAAACGGUGCGGAAGCCUUUAGGUACUCAAUCAAAAUACAACUUUGGG